AUGUUGCUAUUUGAUGAACCAAAAAAGGCUAUUCACUCUGAAUCCAAAGAUGCAGAAUACAAGGUAGACAACUUGAAGAAGAUAAUCGAUGAUGUUGCAAAGAAAAUAGCAGAAGAACAACUGAAAACAAUCGAACAGCCUGACACAAGUGAACCUCCAAAAUAUAGUUCUCAUAUUCAGGGGGAGGGUUCAUCUUUUCCAGUUAAGCAAGAUUCACCAUUCCAGGGGGAGAGCCCAUCAUCAUCACUACCAACCGAAAGUCAAGUCCAGAGGGAGAAUUCUGAGCCUGAAGCUGAGGAAGUAUCAUCAUUCGAGGGGGAGAAUGCAAAUACAAAUGAUGAUGAAACUCAGUCAGAAUUCAAAGAAGAAGUGAAUGUUGAACUGGAUCCCUCAUAUGAUCCUAAUUACCCUCCUCUCACCAUAUGGACCAAAGAUCAUCCACAAACACAAAUUAUUGGUGAAUCAACAGAAAAGGUACUCACACGAUCACAACUGAAAGCGAAACAAACUGCCCUAUUCUCUGAAGUGGAAUUUUGCAUGUUUAAUUCAUUCUUCUCCAAGGUUGAACCGAAGACGAUCAACACUACACUCGAUCAUUCUGAUUCGCUACAGGCGAUUCAGGACGAACUCAAUGAGUUCGAGCGAAAUAAAGUGUGGAGAUUGAUUCCAACACUAAAGUAUGCUUUUGUGGUUGGACUAAAGUGGGUUUUCAAGAAUAAGAUGGAUAAGGAAGGAAAUGUGAUUCGCAACAAGGCAAGAUUGGUUGUGGAAAGUUACUGUCAAGAAGAAGGCAUAGAUUAA
Molecule: messenger RNA, 801 nt
Organism: Lactuca sativa (garden lettuce)
Lineage: Eukaryota; Viridiplantae; Streptophyta; Magnoliopsida; Asterales; Asteraceae
Source: RefSeq, a predicted model, not a curated record